AUGGUGGACUUCUGUGGCCAGACCAUCAGGGGCGACGGCAUGAUCAUCAAUUCACACAGUGACUCCAGAAAGUAUUACUUUGUGUCUAUGGACACCGACUGCCGUUUAACCAUGCAAGCUGCAGCCCUGAAGGACAAGGUCCAGUUCCAGUUCCGCUUCUUCUUGGUUUACAGCCUUUUGCGUAUGUCCAAUAUUCAGACGCCUCUACCAGGAGAAACCACAAGAUCCCCAGGAACCCACAGUGAUCCCUGCAACGCUGGCUCAUAUGUCCAGUUCUAUGAUGGAAAAGACCUUUAUUCAGAACCGCUGGGCUUACCACUUUGUGGUAAAACGAUCCCAAGACCUGUCCUGUCCACAGGAAACUAUCUAACCCUGCGCCUGGUCACCCGAGGACAGCAGCCCCGAGUUGACUUUGUUGGAGAUUUCACCUCUUUUCGAAUAGGUAAAUGUAGUUUCUAUCAGAGUAUUCCAUACUUCUCUUGCCACAAUGGAAAAUGUAUCCCAUCCAGCCUGGUAUGUGACGAGCAGAACAUUGAUAACUGUGGAGAUGGCAGUGAUCAGGCCACUGGUCCUCCAGCCAACUGUGUCAGCGUCUCUAUGGACAGAAGAGGGGGCGACCAGGGCAUCACUGGAGCCCAGAGUCCUGCUGAAGAUAUAAGCCCCAGCACAUCUACUGUACCAGAUCUACUACCGCCAACGGUAAAUCUCACCUGUGGAAAUGAAGGAAACCAGAAGGUGCUUGUUCCAGACAUUGUCCAACCUCACGGAUCAAACACAGAGCGGAGAUCCUAUGCCUCCUUCCUCUACCUGUAUGUUAUCCUGGGCUUUGUGGUCAGUGUUGCUCUAUUAUUCUGGUGUUGCUGGUCACCGGGCUGGUUCAUCUGGAGAGUUGGCGCCUGCAGAUUCAUUCCCUGCUGCAACUCCUUCUGCGCAUCCUGUCACCUCUGCACCCGCAGCUGUGUCUUAAAGGACAAAAUUCGACCCAGUAAAGUGACCCCUCAGGAAACAUCUCAUACUGUGCCAGUGUGA
This is a messenger RNA of Bufo bufo (common toad), 1029 nucleotides long. It is a transcript of the gene LDLRAD2, whose product is annotated as low density lipoprotein receptor class A domain containing 2. The record is from RefSeq and is a predicted model, not a curated record. NCBI's taxonomy places the organism in Eukaryota, Metazoa, Chordata, Amphibia, Anura, Bufonidae. The coding region runs from base 1 to 1029 and encodes 342 amino acids. The transcript has 5 exons. Gene Ontology annotation, molecular function: protein binding.